Molecule: messenger RNA, 2758 nt
Organism: Rhineura floridana
Lineage: Eukaryota; Metazoa; Chordata; Lepidosauria; Squamata; Rhineuridae
Product: kelch-like protein 31
Exons: 3
Coding region: 106-2028 (640 amino acids)
Biological process (GO): negative regulation of protein phosphorylation
Cellular component (GO): nucleus; cytoplasm
Molecular function (GO): protein binding
Source: RefSeq, a predicted model, not a curated record
CCUGCCCUCUCCAGUCCCUCUUAGCUUGUGCAGCAUAAGGGCACUGGUUGCUCUGCCCACCAUUGGAUCAGCCUCGCCACACCAAGGCAACCCUUUUUUGCCCCAAUGGCGCCCAAGAAAAAAGCCCCCAAGAAGAGCAAGCUGGUGAAAAGAGAGGCCUCUACAAACGUCACAACGGUAGAGGACUCUUCUCUUGACAUUGACCAACAGCAACAACUGGAUGGCUUGUUUGAAAAUGGCUCAGAUGGGUUCCUCUGCACUGCCACAGAAGUCACAAAUCCUAGACACGGAACCAGCAUUCUGGAGGAGAUGAGCCUUAUGCACCAGGAGCGUUUUCUUUGCGACCUCACUAUUGCCACGAAAACAAAAUCGUUCAGUGUCCACAAGCUGGUUAUGUCUUCCUGUAGCGAGUAUUUCAGAAGCCUGCUGAAAAAAAACCCCAGCCUUCAACAAGCGGACCUCAAAGAUGCCUCCUGCUUAGGCUUAGCCACUGUUAUUGCCUACGCCUACACAGGAAAGCUGAGCCUCUCUCUGUACACCAUUGGGAGCACCAUUUCCACCGCCAGCCACCUGCAGAUGCACGCUUUGCUCAACAUGUGCACUGACUUCCUCAUCCAGGAGAUGAACGUGGAAAACUGGAUGUACAUUGCCAAUUUGGCAGACACGUACAAUCUCAACCAAGCAAAGGACGCCGCAAGGAAGUUCAUCCGGGAACACUUCCUAGAGUUCUCAGACACUGAACAGUUCAUGAAACUCACCUUUGAUCAGCUCAGUGAUCUGCUGAUAGAUGACAGCCUCCAGUUCCCCAGUGAGGUGGUGGUCUUUCAGAUUGCCAUGAAGUGGCUUGAGUUUGACUCCAAGCGAUUCAAACAUGCGGCCGACCUCCUGAACAAUGUUCGGUUCGGCACCAUCCCAGCUCAUGACUUAAUCAACUACGUCCAGCCUGUGCCGUGUAUGAUGCAGAACCCAGAAUGCCACAGGCUCCUCGUAGAUGCCAUGAAUUACCACUUACUACCUUACCAGCAAAACAGUCUCCAGUCCAGAAGGACCAAGAUUCGAGGAAGCCAUAAAGUGCUACUCGUGGUGGGUGGGUGCCCAUGUUCAGCCAAGAAAACUCUUAGCAAAGAUGUCAGCUACAGAGACCAGGAAGGAAACUGGAAGAAGCUGACAGAGAUGCCGGCCAAAUGCUUUAACCAAUGUGUUGCAGUAAUGGAUGGAUUCCUCUAUGUGGCAGGAGGAGAGGAUCAAAACGAUGCCCGGAACCAGGCAAAGCAUGCAAUUAGCAAUCUGUGCAGGUAUGACCCACGUUUCAGCACCUGGCUACACUUGGCCAGCAUGUCGCAGAAAAGAACUCACUUCAGCCUCAGUGCAUUCAACGGGCACCUCUAUGCCAUCGGGGGACGCAACGCCAAAGGGACCCUCAUCUCCCUUGAAUGCUACAUCCCUUCGGCCAAUAGCUGGCAAGCCAAAGCCAACAUGGACUUGGCCCGCUGCUGCCACGCUAGUGUGGCCAUCGACGGCAAGAUCCUGGUGACAGGCGGCUACGUGAACAACGCCUACUCCCGCACUGUUUGCAGCUAUGACCCUGCCACAGAUUCAUGGCGAGACUGUGCAUGGCUGAGCAGCCCCAGAGGCUGGCACUGUGCCGCUGUCUUGGCCAAUCGUGCCUACGUCCUGGGGGGCAGCCAGCUGAGCCCCCGGGGGGAGAGGGUGGACAUCAUCCCCGUGGAGUCCUAUAACUCUUCUACCAAUCAGUGGAGCUACAUGGCCCCCCUGCCCACCGGCUUGAGCAUGGCGGGGGUGGCCACCCUUGGCGGGCAAAUCCUGGUGGUAGGUGGCUGGAAUGAGAGUGGGAAAAAAUAUCAGAAGAGCAUCCUGGCCUACAACCCUGACUCAAAUGAAUGGACUGAGGAAGGAGAACUUUCCGAAGGCACUGUGGGGGUCUCCUGCUGCACCGUUGCCCUCCCGCGCUCAAGCGCCAGGGGCUCCAGGGCCAGCUCUGUUGCCUCAUUGACGGUCAGCAUGUAAGGGUGGGGAGGACAGGUGGGUGGAAUGAAAGAAAGCAGUCAUAAACUGGCCUCAGCCAGCAUGAUCAGGGGAUUCACAAGAAUGGCGAAGUUCCUCCCUCCUCCUCCCCCCCCCAAAAAAAAUCUCAUUGACACCUUGGUUUUGCCAAGAGCUUGGAAAAGUUACUUUUUUAAACUACAACUCCCAUCAGCCCAAUCCAGUGGCCAUGCUGGCUGGGCUGAUGGGAGUUGUAAUUCAAAAAAGUAACUUUUCCAAGCUCUGCGAAUAUUCUAUCUAUAGAGCAGCGGUGAGGAAACUGGCCCUCCAGAUGUUGUUGGACUCCAACUCCCUUCAGCCCAGCCAGCAUGGCCGACAGUCAGGGAUGAUGGGAGUUGGAGUCCCACAAUGUCUGGAGGGUCACGGGUUCCCCACCCAUGUACUUUACCUCACAGAAAGAAAGAAAAAAUUACAGGGCUGAUUACAGCACCUUCUCCUUCCAUGGAAAUCGCCAACAGUUGUUUUACUUUAGUAAUACUUUCAAAAUACUAUUUCUGGUCCUUCAAGCAAAACCUGAAAACAUCCUUAUGCCUAUUCACGCACACACACACACCUGAUCCCUGGUUUCCACCCCCAAAUAUCACCACCGGUUUUAAAAAAAGGUGUGACCUUUAAGGCCUACCUUGAAUGGAUUGCAUCUCUGGGAUAUAGGGUUCCUCAGGUCUAAAUUAAAAUGAUGAAGCACGCUGUCAAA